Symbiodinium sp. CCMP2592 is the source of this 711-nucleotide messenger RNA. The record is from the annotation of a GenBank genome assembly. Lineage: Eukaryota; Dinophyceae; Suessiales; Symbiodiniaceae.
AUGCGGGAGGUGGACGAGCGCUGCGGCGUGGCAUCCGUGGGAGCGGUCCCAUGGGUUUACAACUACAACCUCCUCAUCACUGCCUCCGGGCUGACGCAGGAGGAGCUGAUGACGAGGUGUCGGCGCAUGGCCCGGAGUCUCAGCGCCCGUGGGGGUGGGCUGGCAGCCGUGGAGACCAUGGCGUUGCCGCAUGAAAGCGGGGUGGAGGCCAACGAGGGAAAUGCUCACAUGGCAGAGGAGUUUGUGACUGGCUUCGAGAAGAGGCUGGCUUUUCAGCUGCACGACAUCAAGCAGAACAGAGGCUGGUCAGGCGAGGGCAUCUGGAUCACCAAAUCUGGCAGCUCAUUCACUUCACUCGACGGCGGCCACAGAUUCAACAUAGGUUUGGAGGACACGCUGUCACACUUCACCGUAGAGGAGUUUGCGGCUGGCUACAAGAAGACGAUGGCUUUCCGAGCAGCGCGGCAUCAAGCAGAGAACAGGCUCGUCAGGCGAGGGCAUCUGGAUUACCAAAUCUGGCAGCUCAAGCACUUCACCGAUAUGGUGGCGUUUACGGACGUGGAGGGCAGGCGGUGCAGCCUUGAACAUAGGUUCGAGGACACACUCGCAUACGUCACCGUAGAUGACCUCUCGGCGACGCGUGCGUGUGUGUCCUCCAAACCUAUAUGUUCCAUGCACGCGGUGCAGGGUGGCCAUGUUGAUUCACCGUAG